Indicator indicator is the source of this 1527-nucleotide messenger RNA. RefSeq names its product phospholipase D family member 4 (gene PLD4). NCBI's taxonomy places the organism in Eukaryota, Metazoa, Chordata, Aves, Piciformes, Indicatoridae. Gene Ontology annotation, molecular function: catalytic activity. The transcript has 10 exons. Gene Ontology annotation, cellular component: endoplasmic reticulum; phagocytic vesicle; nucleus. Gene Ontology annotation, biological process: hematopoietic progenitor cell differentiation; phagocytosis. The coding region runs from base 25 to 1527 and encodes 500 amino acids. The record is from RefSeq and is a predicted model, not a curated record.
AAAAAAGCAUUAAAGCCAUCCCUGAUGUUUAAUGAGUCCUCCAACAUGAAAUUAAGCGUGAACAAUCUAAACUACGUCAAAAUGUUUCAAAUCUUAGGGGCAAUUUUGAUUUUUGGUCUUGUCCUGAUGGCUGUUUACUUCAUGAGAGCAGAGAGUGUGGUACAUCGGAACCCUGAAGCAGCAGUUGUCAGCAUUUAUGAAGAGUUGGAGGAGGAAGAAGUACUCUACAAAGAUCUCCCAGUAACAACUGUAAUUGAAAAUGAUUCCAGUAGAUGCAAUGACUGCUGUAGCUUUGAACUUGUGGAAAACAUUCCUUAUGACUUAGCUUUUGAGAUAAAUAGCACUGCAGCCAAACCCUUGUACCAAGCCUGGAUGAGACUCCUUGAUAUAGCCCAGGAAAAAAUUCAUGUGGCUUCUUACUAUUGGUCUCUUACUGGGAAGGAUAUCCACGUCAAUGAUUCAUCUUCCAAGCAGGGUGAAGAUAUUCUGAAGAGGUUUGAGAAACUACUCACAGAGAAUGUCUCUGUGUAUGUUGCAGCAAGUGUGCCAACUUUGGCUACAGAUUCAACUGACCUUGAGCUUUUAGAGGAACAAGGGGCUCAUGUAAAAAAGAUUAAUUUUGGACGUUUGGCAGGAGGAGUGUUGCAUAGCAAAUUCUGGAUUGUAGACAUGAAACACAUAUACAUUGGCAGUGCAAAUAUGGACUGGAGAUCUUUAUCUCAGGUGAAAGAAUUUGGUGCUGUGAUAUAUAACUGCAGCUGCUUGGCCAAAGACCUCUGGAAAACCUUUAGUACUUACUGGGAUCUUGGACAUGCUAAUGCUACCAUCCCAUUUCCUUGGCCUCUUAAUUAUUCUACCCACAUUAACAAGCAUCAGCCUCUGGAAGUAGAGCUUAAUGGAGUCUUAACAAAAGCCUAUUUUUCUGCUUCUCCUCCAGUAUUUUGUCCAAAAGGUCGUACCUAUGACCUCUCUUCUAUAAUCAGUAUUAUCAGUGAGGCACGGAAAUUUGUCUACGUUUCUGUUAUGGAAUAUUUCCCUACCAGCCGUUUCAUUCAUCCAGAAAGAUACUGGCCAGCCAUUGACAAUGCUCUGAGACGUGCAGCUUUCAACAACAGAGUACAAAUCCACCUUCUGGUCAGCUGCUGGACUCACUCUGACCCAGCCAUGCUCUACUAUCUGAGGUCCCUGCAUGCUCUCAACAACCCACAUGCCCACAUCAAUGUUGACGUGAAACUUUUCAUUGUUCCUGUUCUGAAUCACACAAAUAUUCCAUAUGGGAGAGUGAAUCACAACAAAUAUAUGGUCACUGAUAAAGUAGCCUAUAUUGGGACUUCCAAUUGGUCAGAAGAUUACUUUAUUACUACAGCUGGUGUGGGACUAAUUAUCAAACAGAACUCAACCAACCUGCAACUGCCUCUCCAGGAACAAUUAAAAAACCUUUUUGAGCGAGACUGGAAUUCCAAAUAUGCAGUGAAUCUGGAAGAUGUGCAGGGACAGAAGGACUGUAACUGGAAAGGCAGACUCUGA